This is a messenger RNA of Dama dama (fallow deer), 1673 nucleotides long. It is a transcript of the gene BIRC5, whose product is annotated as baculoviral IAP repeat containing 5. NCBI's taxonomy places the organism in Eukaryota, Metazoa, Chordata, Mammalia, Artiodactyla, Cervidae. Bases 68 to 496 code for a protein of 142 amino acids. The transcript is spliced from 4 exons. The record is from RefSeq and is a predicted model, not a curated record.
CCCGACAUGCCUCGCGGAGGCCGUAAACCGCCGGAUUUGAAUCGCGGCACCGCUCGGCGGCGGCGGGAUGGGUGCCCAGUCGUUGCCCCCGGCCUGGCAGCUCUACCUCAAGGACCACCGCGUCUCCACGUUUAAGAACUGGCCCUUCUUAGAGGGCUGCGCUUGCACCCCGGAGCGGAUGGCCGCGGCAGGCUUCAUCCACUGCCCCACUGAGAACGAGCCCGACUUGGCUCAGUGUUUCUUCUGCUUCAAGGAGUUGGAAGGCUGGGAACCAGAUGACGACCCUAUAGAAGAACAUAAAAAGCAUUCAUCUGGUUGUGCUUUCCUUUCUGUCAAGAAGCAGUUUGAAGAAUUAACCCUCAGUGAAUUUUUGAAACUGGAUAAAGAAAGAACCAAGAACAAAAUCGCAAAGGAAACCAACAGUAAGCAGAAAGAAUUUGAAGAAACCGCAAAGAAGGUCCGCUGUGCCAUUGAGCAGCUGGCGGCCUUGGAGUGACACCUCCCUGUCACUGCACAGCGACACAGACGCGUCGUUUCCAGCGCACACCCCUCAGCGUUGCCAGUUUUUCUCUGGGGCCUCUUAACUGUGCCUUAGGAAAGCAGAACGUCAACAGUUUGAAAUUAGAAUAUUUAAACUGUAUUUUUUAUUUUUUUUCUUGAAGUCGGUGCCAGGGGCUACUUCUGUUAUAUAGCUGGAGCUAAGUACAGUAACUGACCCUGUCUUUUCUCUUUGAUAGUUUUCGUUUUAUUGCUUCCUGGACUUAGUAGGGUGAGGGGAGACGUUUGCUCACAUGGGUAGAGCCCUUUUACAGCAACAUAUUUGGCCUUCACGAAGCUGGUGACUGGCUGUCCAGCUGAGAUGUGAUGCGUGAAUGUGAUCAUAGGUCCAUUAUGACUGGACAAACAGGAUUAAGAAUGCCAUUUUAAGUUUCACUUGCAUAAUAAUCUGCAUUUAUGGUGUGUACUUAUCAUGUUCCAGAUGUCCUAUAUUAUCUCACAUUGAUGUCUGCAGGUCCUGUGACCAUCUCUUUUACCCCGUCAGGUCUGUGGUGUCACAGCAGCUCCCUUCUUCCCAGACAGAUUGUACGGCCCAUCCCUGCCAUGCCUCUGAAAGUGCCCUGUAUGUUAGGGGUUCCUUACCAUCCCAUCUUGUGAGUUUGUUUCACAGGGGUAGCCAUGGGAUUAGACCCCAGGCUCUGCCUCUGGACUUGAUCUGUAUCAGAGCCCUUUUCAUGACUGUAGUGUGUGUGACUUGGUGAGGGGGAUGCAGAAGGACUGAUGUCUUGAGAGUAGAACUGGCCUCUUGCUUUGAGGUCAGCUUAAAGAUACUUCUGCCAUCGCUUGUGGCAAGGUUGCAACAUUUUUCUACAAUAGACGAGGAGGUCUUUCAUGCAGAAAAGGAAUGUUUCAGAGGCCUGGCUCACUGCUUCUGGAUAGCAGAGCACACAGUCAGAGUGGAUUCUUCCUGGGGAGUCCCGCUGUGGCCCAGCUGUCAUCCGUUGGAUGGGGCACACAGGGGUGGGAUGAAAAAUCUGAGGAAGAAGUUCAUGGUCUUAAGUAUUAAUACUCUUCAAAUACCUACUUUCCGUUAAUGAUGUGCAUUGGGCAACUGAUCAUUCUCCUGUCUUUCCAAUUGUGAAUCUUCCUAGAGGAAUAAAUUAAUUUAAAAAGUA